Messenger RNA from Lachancea sp. 'fantastica', 507 nucleotides. NCBI's taxonomy places the organism in Eukaryota, Fungi, Ascomycota, Saccharomycetes, Saccharomycetales, Saccharomycetaceae. The record is from the annotation of a GenBank genome assembly.
AUGGACUACUCGAUAGUGCGGAAAAACGAGUCAUUGGCGUUGUCUAAAUGGACAGCACAGGACCAGAUUCUCUUGAAAGUUGGAAUGACACGCAAGACGAACGUCUUGGCCCGACUUUUGGAAUGGGAAAAUAGCUGCAAGCAUCCUGUGACCGGAAUCGAUUUGUCCAAAGUCAACCAGCUGUAUCGGGCCUCACACAAACGCAGCUCAUCAUCGCUGGUUCGUCUUUUCCAGAAGAUGUCGCUUUCCGACCGGUCUCGUGGGACCGUAAAAAUACGAGGGUUUCGCGACGGGGGCUUCUACGUUGCCAAUGGACGGUCCUUAGAGCUCAUAGAGACCCAAAUCCACCAGUUAUUAUGGAACAGAUACGGUCAAGGUCUAAUCUACUGUUACGGGUGCAAUAACCAUCUAAACCAGCCCAAAAGACACAGGGAAUGGUUCAUGGUUCCGCUAGACCAUGUUCCAGACAUAUUCAGAGCCAUUGGUGCUAUUUGCAAUGGAUCUUGA